Molecule: messenger RNA, 1870 nt
Organism: Wyeomyia smithii (pitcher-plant mosquito)
Lineage: Eukaryota; Metazoa; Arthropoda; Insecta; Diptera; Culicidae
Product: zinc finger protein 99-like
Exons: 6
Coding region: 134-1840 (568 amino acids)
Biological process (GO): regulation of DNA-templated transcription
Cellular component (GO): nucleus
Molecular function (GO): RNA polymerase II cis-regulatory region sequence-specific DNA binding; DNA-binding transcription factor activity, RNA polymerase II-specific; zinc ion binding
Source: RefSeq, a predicted model, not a curated record
CAUUUCACCCCAAACAUUGAGAGAGCGAAAAAAAAUUGACAGAUAUGUGAUAAAAGUUAAAAAUUACGGGAAGGCAAAUCGUUAAUUGUUAUUCAAAUCGCUAAGAAUUCCAAUUUCUUUACCAGCCGUAAAUAUGGUAGUUUAUAAACUAGAGCAAUUUCCUUUUGUGUGCCGGAUGUGUCUGAAGCCUGAGACUAAAAAAGGAAUGAUUCCACUGAGUCAAAAGGAUCCAGUUUUCGACGGAAGUAUACAGGAUUUUAUUACGGCGAUAACUUUCGAAGUUGCGGAGCCAAACUGUGUCCUUCUUCCACGAGCAGUUUGUCAACAGUGUUUGGAAUUGCUUAAGUUUUUCGCUAAGUUUCGCUUGAAGAUGCUUAAUAUGCAUCAUUUUAUGAAUUCACUGAUAGAGCUGAAAAAUUCCAACUCGUCACCAAUGAUCAAUCUGUUCGAAACAAAACGCGAUCAGCUUACGAUUUUAUUCAAGGAUCUUGAUUUAUGCACUAAGAAAGAUGUUACUAUAAAGGAGUUGUUAGAUGAAUUUCCAAACUAUCACAUUGCGAAACUGGCCGUGGAUGAUAAAAUAACUUUGCAGCAUGGACCAAUUAAAGAUCCUACGAAGAAUGUACAGUUACUGGAGGAAUGUACUGCUGAUGAAUUGGCCGAGAUGAUUUUUAGGUCUGUAAGAAGUGAAAGCGAGAAAUUGGACGAAGAGAACCCCACUCCAACAGAAAAAGCAUUGGAAAAAUACCGGAAGGAAGAACCACUCAAAUGUCAGAAGUGCAAGUACAGUACGCACUUUCCAGCGAAUUUUCGGAACCAUCAAGCUGUGCAUUUGAAAAAGGAAGAGAAAACCUACGAGUGCGUUCACAGUGGAUGCACGGAGGUGUUCAACGAUUCUCGAUCCCGUUCCAAACAUUAUCGAAGUGUUCACAAGACCCAUGUUUGUGAUGUAUGUGGAGUUCGAUUCGCACACGCCAACAGAUUGACUGUCCACAAAGAACGUCAUCUGAAUUUAUUGAGCUAUUGUUGCACUUACUGCGAUCAUCGAUGCAAUACUAAAUCGGACCUUACGACGCACAUUAAUGUGAAACAUAAUGCAGCUUACUUUUUCGCUUGUGUAAUAUGCGGGGUUCGAUUCAAACGGAAAUCGGCAAUGAAGGACCACAUGAAUGGUCAUAACGACGAACGCAAAUACAAAUGUAACCAGUGUGAUAAAAGCUUUCAUAAAUUGAGCGCUUUGAGGCGCCAUAAAAAGAUGGUUCAUGAAAAUUUUCGUAGAUCUUGUGAGCAUUGCCAGCAAACGUUUUUCCAGUCGGAAAUGUUACGGGAUCACAUCGAGUACGUACACGGGAUUCAAGUUCGUUUUAUAUGCGACAUUUGUCUACAUGUGUUCUACGAUCAAGAUUCGUUAAAUACGCACAAACUGCGUCACGCCAACCCAAAGGAACUUGAAUGUGGAGUCUGUUUGGAUGUUUUCACUUCGAGUGAUCUGAUGAAAGAACAUUUGUGUAUUACUUACCGUGAUGAUUACAUAUGUUGUGGCAAGAACUUCUGGUAUCACCUUAGCUACAAUAAACACAUGCUGGUGGAGCAUGGAGUUAGGACGAACGUGCGUGUCAAACCUGAUCCUAACCACCUUUUCGGCUACAUUCGCAGCACUCGAACAAAGAAACCUAUUCGAAACUGCCCGAAGUGCUCUGCUAUAUUCACUACCAUAUAUCAGAAGAGGGAGCAUUUAAAAGUAUGCGAUGGUCCGCUUCCAACUAACAAAAAACGGAAAAAGACCAAGCCAACAGCGGAAACUAAUGCAUCCUCAAGCAUAGCCAUUGUCCAACAAUGAAUAUCUAUAAAACGAAUAUUUGUUCUAGAA